ACACACACACUGGGGAUGGGACUGGGGAUGGGACUGGAGACCAGUUGCAGAGGUCUGAGGACUAGUUGUAGAGGUCUAGGGACUAGUUGUAGAGGUCUAGGGACUAGUUAUAGAGGUCUGGGGACUAGUUGUAGAGGUCUAGGGACUAGUUGUAGAGGUCUGGGGACUAGUUGUAGAGGUCUAGGGACUAGUUGUAGAGGUCUGAGGACUAGAUGUAGAGGUCUGGGGACUAGUUGUAGAGGUCUAGGGACUUGUUAUAGAGGUCUGAGGACUAGUUGCAGGGGUCUAGGGACUAGUUGUAGGGUUCUAGGGUCUUGUUGUAGGGGUCUAGGGACUUGUUGUAGGGGUCUAGGGACUUGUUGUAGAGGUCUAGGGACUUGUUGUAGGGAUCUAGGGACUUGUUGUAGGGGUCUAGGAUCUUGUUGUAGAGGUCUAGGGACUUGUUGUAGUGGUCUAGGGACUUAUAGGGGUCUAGGGACUAGUUGUAGAGGUCUAGGGAGUUGUAGAGGUCUAGGGACUUGUUGUAGGGGUCUAGGGACUUGUUGUAGAGGUCUAGGGACUUGUUGUAGGGGUCUAGGGACUUGUUGUAGAGGUCUAGGGACUUGUUGUAUGGGUCUAGGGACUUGUUGUAGGGGUCUAGGGACUUGUUGUAGAGGUCUAGGGAGUUGUAGAGGUCUAGGGACUUGUUGUAGGGGUCUAGGGACUUGUUGUAGGGGUCUAGGGACUUGUUAUAGAGGUCUAGGGACUUGUUGUAGUGGUCUAUGGACUUGUAGGGGUCUAGGGACUUGUUGUAGAGGUCUAGGGACUUGUUGUAGGGGUCUAGGGACUUGUAGGGGUCUAGGGACUUGUUGUAGGGGUCUAGGGUCUUGUUGUAGAGGUCUAGGGACUUGUUGUAGGGGUCUAGGGACUUGUUGUAGAGGUCUAAGGACAAGUUGUAGAGGUCUAGGGACUUGUUGUAGAGGUCUAGGGACUUGUUGUAGGGGUAUAGGAACUUGUUGUAGAGGUCUAGGGACUUGUUGUAGGGGUCUAGGGACUUGUUGUAGAGGUCUAGGGACUUGUUGUAGAGGUCUAGGGACUUGUUGUAGAGGUCUAGGGACUUGUUGUAGAGGUCUAGGAACUUGUUGUAGAGGUCUAGGGAAUUGUUGUAGGGGUCUAGGGACUUGUUGUAGAGGUCUAGGGACUUGUUGUAGGGGUCUAGGGACUUGUUGUAGAGGUCUAGGAACUUAUUGUAGAGGUCUAGGGACUUGUUGUAGGGGUCUAGGGACUUGUUGUAGGGGUCUAGGGACUAGUUGUAGGGGUCUAGGGACUUGUUGUAGGGGUCUAGGGACUUGUUGUAGAGGUCUAAGGACAAGUUGUAGAGGUCUAGGGACUUGUUGUAGAGGUCUAGGGACUUGUUGUAGGGGUAUAGGAACUUGUUGUAGAGGUCUAGGGACUUGUUGUAGAGGUAUAGGAACUUGUUGUAGAGGUCUAGGGACUUGUUGUAGGGGUAUAGGAACUUGUUGUAGAGGUCUAGGGACUUGUUGUAGGGGUCUAGGGACUUGUUGUAGAGGUCUAGGGACUUGGGAAUAAUGUAUAUUGA
This is a messenger RNA of Sebastes umbrosus (honeycomb rockfish), 1579 nucleotides long. RefSeq names its product keratin-associated protein 5-4-like. The transcript is spliced from 2 exons. The record is from RefSeq and is a predicted model, not a curated record. The coding region runs from base 16 to 1569 and encodes 517 amino acids. Lineage: Eukaryota; Metazoa; Chordata; Actinopteri; Perciformes; Sebastidae.